Molecule: messenger RNA, 930 nt
Organism: Magallana angulata
Lineage: Eukaryota; Metazoa; Mollusca; Bivalvia; Ostreida; Ostreidae
Exons: 2
Coding region: 158-661 (167 amino acids)
Source: RefSeq, a predicted model, not a curated record
AACUCCUAUUUUUACUUACACAAAUUGAUAACCUAAAGGUUUAUUAAAUCCUUAUCUGAAUUUAAUUUUCUUUCGGUCCAUUAUCAAGGAAACAUAUCUAGUGGUAGUCAGUGCUAAAAGAACUGAUAUUUUGCACAACGAUUUACAAAUCCAAACCAUGGAUCGUCUGUAUAUUGUUCUCUUUCUUGCAUUGUAUUGUAUUUCAAAAACUAAAUGCAGCUGUGGAAAAUACCAAUACUGCACUUUACUGGAUUGGCAGAGCUGGGAAGCGUGUAUGGGUCAAUGUGGAGGCCUAACGGAGCAUGUACGGAAACGGUCCGUGUGUGUGGAGACCUCCAAAAUCCAACCGUUCACUGUAGAAAAUGUCAUUGCGUAUUGUAAAUUCACAGAACCACUUUCAGAAAAGAAAGUGUGUCCACAAUGUCCACAUGGGAUAUUCAAUGCUUCAACAUCAAUGUGUGAUUAUUGCAAUUUACCAAAGAAGACCCGUGUGCGCUACAUGCGCCCGGAUUGGCUGCGUUAUCUUGAAAUAUCUCUGCUGGUCAUCAUCUCGCUGACUUUGCUGAUGGUGAUGGGCUGUCUAUGUCGGAAGUGCUGUAUAUGGUGCGAGUGCUGUGAUGAUGACGAUGAUGAGAACUACAAUAAAACAGAGGGUGUCUAAUAACAAGAUGCAAAAAUCCUGACCUUACACAAAACAUUUAGUGUGACUUUACCGUCAAAAAUACGUUGGAUCUUUCAAUUUUUUUGAGUUGUUCUCAUAUCUGGUUUGAUAAAAUAUCAAACUAUUUGUAAUAAAAUAUCAUGUUGUCGAUUCCAGGACAUCCUGACUGAUUUUUUACUUACCAUAGUGUUUGUAUGAAUUUUUAGCAAGAAAACUGGAAAAUGACACAAAAACUGGUUUUUUGUGUAAAUGAAUCUAUAAUACACAUG